Molecule: messenger RNA, 656 nt
Organism: Adineta steineri
Lineage: Eukaryota; Metazoa; Rotifera; Eurotatoria; Adinetida; Adinetidae
Source: the annotation of a GenBank genome assembly
CAGAUGUGAAGAAAGUUUUUACUAGAACACAACUACAACCAUCCAACAGGUAUGUAGCUGUUCAAUCGUAUCUAACUGAUUCUGCUGAAAAAUGGUUUCGACAUAAUAAAUCUAAUAUUCUUGAUUGGUCUACAUUUAAAAUUGAACUUGUUAAAGUUUAUAAACCAUCACUUCAUCAACUUUUAUUAAAAAUGGAACAACGAGUCCAAUUAUCUACUGAAUGUGGACCCGGACAUGAGUUUUCCAAUGAUUAUUCAUUAUUUGCUAAAGGCUUAAAACCCUCAUUAAUAGCUCAUGUUAUUCAUAGAAAUCCUACGACACCUAAUGCAUUUCGUGUUUUUGCUCAAGAUGAAGAAAAAAUCUUACUUACAUUAAAUGGUUUCUCAUAUGCUACACCAACUGAACAUUAUACUUAUCCAAUUGACAAUAUUGAUAUGGAUCAUCAAGUGAAUAUUAUUAAACGUCCAGUUAAUGUGAACAAUCAAUCCUUUAAUUGGCAACAUUAUCAAUCAGCUCCUCAACCACCUAUGAAUGUACCAACUACUGCAUCUUCGUCUUCCUUUUAUCGUCCUUCCUCAUCUACAUCACGUCAAUGCUAUGCAUGUCAUGGUUUUGGACAUAUUGCUCAAUACUGUCCACAUCGAAAAAACAUGUAA